CAGCCCCGGGACCCCGCACCCAUGGGCGGCUGCCGGGCCCCGCCGCCGCCCGGGGGGGCUCCUCGCCGUCCUCGGCCCCCGGUACCGGGCAGCGCCGGCGGGACACAGCCCGGGGACUGAGGGAAACCCGGGAAGAGGCCACGGGAAGCUCGGGAAAUCCCGCGGGAUGGAGAACAAGGCCGUGGAUCUCUCCGAGUGGGAGAACGGAUCCGUGCUGGAGGAGCCCUUGGAGGGACGGAGCCUUUCCAAGCUGAACCUCUGCGAGGACGAUCCCGGCCGGAGGACGCGGCGCUGGGCGUGCCGCGGCCGGAUGGGCUCGGCGGCGGCGCUGAAAUAUUCCGUGGUGGGGCUUUACCUCCUGGUGCUCCUCAUCCUGGUGGGAAUCUUCAUCCUGGCAGCGUCCCGGCCCCGGGCGUCCCCCGAGGAGCUGAAGGCGCUGCUGGCCAACGUCCAGCGGCUCAACGAGACCCUCCGCGAGCUGCAGCUGCAGCCGCUGCAGCCGCUGCCCAGCGGCGACCUCCCGGAGCUCGUCUGGAGGCUGCAGGACCUGCUGCAGAACCACUCGGGCUCGCUGCUGCUGCUGUCGGGCUCGCUGCAGCGGCUGCAGGGGCUCCUGCGGGGCCUGCAGGGCCGGGCCGGCCAGGCGGAGCGCUCGCUGGCGCGGCUGCGGGACUCGCUGGGCCGGCAGAGCGACGCGGCCCAGCUGGAGCUGUCGCGGCUCUCCGUGGAGGCCAAUGGCAGCCGGCUGCUCCUGGAGCACCACCAGCACCUCCUGGGCCACCUGGGCGGGCGGCUGGAGGCCCUGGGCGAGCAGGUGGCCGUUCUCGGCGGGGCCGUGGAUUCCGUGAACCGCAGCUUCUCCUACGACGUCCGCCUGCAGCGUUCCCGGCUCCGGGACCUGCAGGGGCUCCUGGGCAACGCCAGCGAGGACGGGCGGAGGAUGCGGGCGGCGCACGCGGCCAUGGAGCGGCAGCUGAGGCUGGAGCUGGCCCUGCUCAACAACGUCACCGAGGAGCUGCGCCUGAAGGACUGGGAGCAUUCCGUGGCGCUCCGGAACAUCUCCGUCAUCCGGGGGCCACCAGGACCCAAAGGAGACCGAGGCACGGAAGGGAUGGAGGGAGAGCCCGGCCUUCCCGGCCUUCCCGGGCUCCGAGGGCUUCCCGGGGAGCGGGGACUGCCCGGCCCGCGCGGACUGAAGGGGGACCAGGGAGAGCUCGGCCCGCGCGGCCCCGCCGGAAUGCGCGGGUUCAAAGGCGAGCGCGGCCCCAAGGGGGACAAGGGGGACAAGGGGGACAGAGGAGCCGCCGGUGGCAGCGCCCCGGCCGAGGGCUCGGUGCGGCUGGUGAACGGCUCCGGGGCGCACGAGGGGCGCCUGGAGAUCUUCCACGAGCGCCGCUGGGGCUCGGUCUGCGACGACGGCUGGGACAGCCGCGACGGCGACGUGGCGUGCCGCAUGCUGGGCUUCCCCGGCGCCGCCGCCGUCUUCCGCAUGGCGCGCUUCGGGCAAGGCUCGGGGCAGAUCUGGAUGGACGACGUGUCGUGCGCGGGCAGCGAGGCCGCCCUGCAGCUCUGCCCCUUCUCGGGAUGGGGCCGCAGCAACUGCGGGCACGCCGAGGAUGCCGGCCUGCGCUGCCGGACAGACGGACACGCCGAGGCACCCACGGAGGGACUGACGGACACGCCGAGGGAUUGACGGACACGCCGAGGGACUGACGGACACGCUGAGGGACUGACGGACACGCCGAGGCACCCACGGAGGGACUGACGGAGGGACUGACGGACACGCCAAGGGACUGACGGAGGGACUGACGGAGGGACCGACGGACACGCCGAGGCACCCACGGAGGGACUGACGGACACGCCGAGGGACUGACGGAGGGACUGACGGACAUGCCGAGGGACUGACGGACACACCGAGGGACUGACGGACACACCGAGGGACUGACAGACAUGCCGAGGCACCGACGGAGGGGCUGACGGACACGCCGAGGGACUGACGGACACACUGGGGGACUGACAGAGGGACCAACGGACCCAUAGAGGGACAGACGGACACACUGAGGGACUGACGGACCCAUGGAGGGACAGACGGACACACUGAGGGACUGACAGAGGGACCGACGGACCCAUAGAGGGACUGACGGACCCACAGAGGGACAGAUGGACACACUGAGGGACUGACGGACCCAUGGAGGGACAGACGGACACACUGAGGGACUGACAGAGGGACCAACGGACCCAUAGAGGGACAGACGGACACACUGAGGGACUGACAGAGGGACCGACGGACACGCCGAGGGACUGACGGACUGAUGGACACACGGAGUGACUGAUGGACCCAUAUAGGGACAGACGGACACGGGGGGACAGACAGACCCCAUAGAGGGACAGACGGACCCAAACACACCCCAAAGGGACAGACGGACCCCAAACCCACCCCAUAGAGGGAAUGACUGACCCCAAACCCACCCCAAAGGGAAACCCCAAACCUAUCCUGAAGGGGAAAUCCCAAAUCCACCCCAAAGGGAAACCCCAAAUCCAUCCAGAAGGGGAAAUCCCAAACCCGCCCCAAAGGAGAAAUCCCAAACCCCCUCCAAAGGGAAACCCCAAAUCCAUCCCAAAGA
Messenger RNA from Onychostruthus taczanowskii (white-rumped snowfinch), 2624 nucleotides. RefSeq names its product scavenger receptor class A member 5 (gene SCARA5). Gene Ontology annotation, cellular component: plasma membrane. The transcript is spliced from 10 exons. NCBI's taxonomy places the organism in Eukaryota, Metazoa, Chordata, Aves, Passeriformes, Passeridae. The record is from RefSeq and is a predicted model, not a curated record. The coding region runs from base 167 to 1693 and encodes 508 amino acids. Gene Ontology annotation, biological process: iron ion transmembrane transport. Gene Ontology annotation, molecular function: ferritin receptor activity.